This is a messenger RNA of Temnothorax curvispinosus, 351 nucleotides long. RefSeq names its product hatching enzyme-like. Gene Ontology annotation, biological process: proteolysis. Gene Ontology annotation, molecular function: metalloendopeptidase activity; zinc ion binding. Lineage: Eukaryota; Metazoa; Arthropoda; Insecta; Hymenoptera; Formicidae. The transcript has a single exon. Bases 1 to 351 code for a protein of 116 amino acids. Gene Ontology annotation, cellular component: extracellular matrix. The record is from RefSeq and is a predicted model, not a curated record.
AUGCACGAAAUCGGUCACGCUUUAGGCUUGGCGCACAGCUUCCGCGAAGAUUCGGUGAUGUACGCGUACGUGCCUGUUAAUCAAUUCCCCGUUCAACUCAGUCUAGAGGACGUUCUUUUUAUUCAAGACCUGUACGAUGCUAAAAAAAACGCUAAAUUUCCAAAACUAGCAACGACGACGACACCAACGACUAUCACAACGACGACACCGACGACAACGACGACAACGACGACAACGACGACGACGGCGACUGCGAAAGACGUCGAGAUGGAUCUGUGCACCUUGCGAAACGUGGAUACCGUACUCAUAAUGAACGGUCGAUUGUAUAUCUCGCACGAACGAUACAUGUAG